GUUUUCGUACGGCGGGAAGUUUCUCUGAAAAUUUAAAUUUAUGUACAUAUUUACAUCGACGCUGGAAAACAAAUAGCGCGCUUGCGUUUCACCAAUUUCCAGCGGCAUUUGCGCGGUUCUGGCCACACUGUUCGGCACACAACAUAAUCCUGGUUGUCGCCACUUGUUUUCGAUCAUUUUAGACUUAAACCAAUGCAAAAGGAAUUUCCUGCUAACGUUAUCGAUAAUCGCAAUAGACGCCAAAUCGCCAGUUUUACCUCUUCCUUUUUCGCAGGCCCCGUUCCGUUCAGCGAAUUCUCGCCCGAGCUAAGUCUAUUGCAAGCGUCCGGCUAUAGAAAUCGACGACAAAUCGCUAGUUCCACCUCUUCCUUUUCGCAGGCCCCAUUCCGUUCAGCGAACUCUCGCCCGAUCUAAGCGUCCGGCGAUAGGAAUCCACCUCUUCCUUUUCGCAGGUCCCGUUCCGUUCAGCGAGUUCUCGCCGACACUAAGUGCAUUGCAAGCGUCCGGCGACAGUUCUUACCCAGAUCUUGUCAAGUUAACACGAUGAGUGCUCAACCGAGUCCGCAUAUGAAUCCUCAGCAGCAGCAGCAGCAGCAACAGCAGCAGCAGCAGACCGAGCAGGAGAAGUGGAUCAAUGAGCUGGCCCAUCCGGACACGCGUGAAACCGCUCUGCUCGAGCUAAGCAAGAAGCGUGAGACGGACCUGGCCCCCAUGCUGUGGAACAGCUUCGGGACCGCCUGCGCCCUGUUGCAGGAGAUUGUUAACAUCUACCCAUCGAUAACGCCGCCCACUUUGACGGCCCACCAGUCGAACCGCGUGUGCAACGCCCUGGCGCUGCUGCAGUGCGUCGCCUCGCACCCGGAGACUCGCACGGCCUUCCUGCAGGCCCAGAUACCGCUGUACUUGUACCCUUUCUUGUCGACCACGUCCAAGACCAGGCCCUUCGAGUACUUGCGCCUGACCAGUUUGGGCGUGAUUGGUGCUCUGGUCAAGACCGACGAACAGGAGGUGAUCACCUUUCUGCUGACCACCGAGAUCGUGCCCCUUUGUCUGAGCAUCAUGGACAGCGGAUCGGAGCUGAGCAAGACUGUGGCCACUUUCAUCAUCCAGAAGAUCCUGCUCGAUGAGUCGGGUCUGUCGUACAUCUGCCAGACCUACGAACGCUUUUCGCACGUGGCCAUCACCCUGGGCAAAAUGGUCAUCCAGCUGGCGAAGGAUCCAUGCGCCCGGCUGUUGAAGCAUGUGGUGCGCUGCUAUCUGCGUCUUUCGGACAAUACACGCGCUCGCAAGGCCCUGGGACAGUGUCUGCCCGAUCAGCUGCGUGACGGCACCUUUGCGCUGUGCCUGCAAGAGGACAAGUCGACCAAGCAGUGGCUGCAGAUGCUGCUCAAGAACCUGGAACUCGGCGCCACUCCGCAGCAGAUCGGCAUGUCGCCACUGGGCUCCUAGGGAGUGGAAGCGACAGCACACCCAGCACUAUAUUAUCAAUUCUAACGUCCAACCAUCGAUGAUGAAUAAUCCACGCUGUUAAUUACAUAGCUGCUCGACCGAAUAUACAUAAACAUGCAUACAUACAUACAUACAUAUUUCAUAAGCGUGCACGAGAUUGCCUGUGUCGACUUAAGCGGAGCUGUAAUAUACCUACAUAAAUUACAAAUAAAUUAAUGUUAAUACUAAGAUUGUCACUGACACCCAAUAAAGAACCUCGAGCAGACGAUACGAUAU
Messenger RNA from Drosophila melanogaster (fruit fly), 1725 nucleotides. It is a transcript of the gene Rcd-1, whose product is annotated as required for cell differentiation 1. Bases 544 to 1449 code for a protein of 301 amino acids. The record is from RefSeq and is marked reviewed. Gene Ontology annotation, cellular component: cytosol; CCR4-NOT complex; nucleus. Lineage: Eukaryota; Metazoa; Arthropoda; Insecta; Diptera; Drosophilidae. Gene Ontology annotation, biological process: mRNA catabolic process. The transcript has 5 exons.